Messenger RNA from Polyodon spathula (Mississippi paddlefish), 812 nucleotides. Its product is annotated as fibroblast growth factor-binding protein 2-like. The record is from RefSeq and is a predicted model, not a curated record. Gene Ontology annotation, molecular function: growth factor binding. The transcript is spliced from 2 exons. Gene Ontology annotation, biological process: cell-cell signaling. Lineage: Eukaryota; Metazoa; Chordata; Actinopteri; Acipenseriformes; Polyodontidae. Bases 38 to 634 code for a protein of 198 amino acids.
ACAGUCAGCCCUACAUAGUUCUCUGGAAGCCUGCAACAUGAAACCUAGAGCCUGCCUCAUUUUAUGUUUUGCUCUCUGCCUCUGUCUUGGGGAAGGGCAAGACAAAAACAGCAAGAAAACUAGCAAAGAAGAGCCAGUCAAGUUCAACACCAAGAACCGAGAUGCUUGUGAAAUGACAGUGAGCGGGCAGGAGGAUUUGAAACUCAAAAUUACCUGCACCAAACCAGGCAGCUCCUACUGGUGUGAAUACACUGGCAAGCCAUCCAUCUGCCGUUCCUUUAACACCAACCCCAAGCAGUACUGGCACCAGGUCAGCCUGGAACUGAGGAAAACCACCAACGCCUGCCAGGGCAGCUCAGUGCUGAAGCCAAACAUGUGUCAAAAGGCUCCAGCUGAUGCUCACAUGAAACAAGUGGCUUCGAGCUUCAAGGCAGCUAUGCAGAAACCUGCCCCUGUCAAACCUGCCCAAGCAAAGCCAGCCUCAAAAGCACCGCCAGUUAAGAAGGCUCAGAAACCAGCCCAGAUCAAACCAAGUCCGAGCAGUCAGAGUGAGGCCGACAAGAUGGCAGAGGAGCACUGCUGGGAGUCUCUUCAGGGCAUUUGCUCCUACUUCAUUGGCCUAUUCCAAGGUUAAAAACAGGUCAGAAUCCACUGCCAAGAAGAUUUCAGACUCUGCUUUACUUUAUUCAGGAUGGGAUCACUUGGACACAGUCCACUUUAUAGGCUCCACUAGCAUAAUUACAAUAAGAAGUAAUAUAUAUAAUCAUCAAUGUUAAUAACUUACUGUCAAUAAAGUCUGUUUCUUUUUGUAA